AUGCCUGGUCAUUUUGGCCAAAAGGUUCUCAAGACUUUGGGCCUUGACCAACCACAUGGCAAUCAACACCAUCAAGAGGACUUCUCACCGGGAAUUCAGCUUCCUGGCAAAGCGGCUGUCAACAGCGACGAGCGCGGAUUAUCCUCACCUCCGAACAACGGCACAUACCCCCGUCUCUGCAGACUGUCCGAUGGAACCAUUCUUUCUUCCUUCACACGCUUCCCCGAUGGACAGCGGUCCCUUCGCGUCGCAAAAAGCAUCGACAAUGGCCAGUCAUUCGUGGACUUCUCCGAGGUAACUCGUGCAUCGGGUGACGUGGAUAAUAUGUUCUUGUGUGAGGUGGCUCCUGGCACAGUGCUUGCUGCAUUUAGAAACCACGACGUGGGUCCGAACGGCCCUACGCAUUUCCGUAUCACUGUAUGCCGCUCGACAGACGGAGGACGGGUUUGGAACUUUGCUUCACAGGCAGCUGAGAAGAGUCCUCCCCUGGGAAUCUGGGAGCCUUUCAUGCGCGUCGGACGUGGAGGUGAGGUGCAACUUUACUUCUCGCAGGAAUUUGCCCACAACAAUCAGUGCACUAUGCAAGUCGUUUCGCGCGAUCACGGAAGUACUUGGACGCAACCAACCUGUUUACAUGGCGCUCAAGAUCCACUCCGUGAUGGUAUGAGUGGUAUUGCCCGAACCAUCGACAAUGGACGGGAGGCCCUUGUCAUGAUAUUUGAGACUACUCGCCAUGGUCCGUUCAGUGUUGAAGCGCUCCUAUCCUACGACGAUGGUCAUACCUGGGGUUGGCGCCAUGAAGUCUUCCGUCCACGACAAGGUCAUAAUGCGGGAUCUCCUCAAAUUGCCUCUUUCGCGGAUGGAUCUUUGGCGGCGAUAUUCAUGACGGACGAUGACUCCGACCAUGUCGAAUGGGUGAAAAAUGCUUCUAUUAAGGCCGUAUUUGCUGGGCCUCCAUCCGAAGGACGUGUUCAAUGGAGCAAGCCAUCCUUGGUUUCUCCGGCUUCCAGUUUCUGGCCUGGAAUCAUGGCGCUCGACCACCACAACGUGUUAGUGACUUAUGACCGAGGGGGGCCCCUCGCCAAAACCAUUACCUGGAAUCCAAAGUAA
Penicillium soppii is the source of this 1110-nucleotide messenger RNA. RefSeq names its product sialidase family protein. The coding region runs from base 1 to 1110 and encodes 369 amino acids. NCBI's taxonomy places the organism in Eukaryota, Fungi, Ascomycota, Eurotiomycetes, Eurotiales, Aspergillaceae. The record is from RefSeq and is a predicted model, not a curated record. The transcript has a single exon.